This is a messenger RNA of Argiope bruennichi, 1616 nucleotides long. Its product is annotated as elongation of very long chain fatty acids protein 7-like. Gene Ontology annotation, cellular component: endoplasmic reticulum membrane. The record is from RefSeq and is a predicted model, not a curated record. NCBI's taxonomy places the organism in Eukaryota, Metazoa, Arthropoda, Arachnida, Araneae, Araneidae. Gene Ontology annotation, molecular function: fatty acid elongase activity. The transcript is spliced from 9 exons. The coding region runs from base 312 to 1277 and encodes 321 amino acids. Gene Ontology annotation, biological process: fatty acid elongation, saturated fatty acid; fatty acid elongation, monounsaturated fatty acid; sphingolipid biosynthetic process.
GACCGAACUCGACGCGUCUGCACUUCCUCUUGCCUGCCUAUGUAAAAUCAAGAAAUAAUCUGAAAAUGCCUUCUUGACAGGAGGAGAGGAGGGAAUUUGAUCACUUUCUCUUUCAGUGUUUUGAAGGUAACUAGCACUCUCAGAACUUUAUUAGCCUGAAAUGUGGUUUUGGAUGAAUGUGGCGCUGGUUUGAGAACGAGUAUUAAUAAUUCUGCAUUUGUUUCCAAUUGAAAGAAAACAGUAUCUUCCCAGUUUAACGAAACGAAUCCGCAUCAACAAUCAUCAAGCAGUUGAGACAAGUUAGUAUUUAAAUGAACAGUAGUUCUGCUGAAUUCAUAUCAACAAUGACCAUCGUACAGUUAAUGAAAGAAACUCUGGAAUCCGGAGAUCCAAUCAUCCGGUCCUGGUUUCUGGUUGAUAGUUACUAUCUGCCUUUUCUGUGCAGUCUUAUGUAUGUGUUCACCGUCAAAAGGCUGUUACCUUCAUUCAUGGAAAACAGAAAGCCUUUCGACCUCCGAUAUGUCAUGAUUGCUUACAAUUUCCUUAUAGUGCUAACUUAUGUAUCUUGUCUAUUAUUGUUAUGUUAUUAUUUUUUGACAACUGAUGCUUACAAAGGAAUUUGUUCUCCGACAGUAGUUUCAUUUGGCCAUUACACUUACUGGGCAACUACUGCUGGUUGGGUAAUAUACCUCUUAAAAUAUGUGGAAUAUGCCGAUACGGUGUUCUUUGUUUUAAGAAAAAAGGACCAUCUUGUUACGAACCUCCAUGUCAUUCACCACGCUGUGCUUCCUAUAAUUGGAUGGGUCUUUUUGAGGACAGAAACAACUGGAUUCCAGUUUUUUCCCGGCGGACUUAAUUCCUUUAUUCAUGUAAUAAUGUACACUUACUACGGGUUAGCUGCAAUGGGACCAUCAGUGCAAAAGUACUUGUGGUGGAAAGAAUAUCUCACCAAGCUUCAAAUGUUGCAAUUCGUCAUCAUUCUGAUUUUUGUAUUGGUCAUCAUACCUCUCAGUGGAUGCAAGACAUCGAAACACGGAAUUUACAUUGACAUUCUGUUUGCUCUUCUUUUCUUGGCACUUUUCUAUAAUUUUUACACCAAAACCUAUAAGAAAUCACUGUCACUCAAAGGUCUGACCAACGGAAUAGUGAAAAGUUCAAAGAAUGGCGUAAGUAAUGGUAAAGCAGAUUCGCCAAAGGAAGAAGUCAGCAAUUCCAGAAAGAAUUGGGUGGAACUCAUUCAAAACUUCCCCUCCUCAGGCCCAGUAAGACGACGUUAAAGAUUUUAGUGACAGACGAUUGUGCUUACUGGUGACUUUCAAUUCUUCAAUGCAUAUCAACUGAAGAAUCCAGAAAAGAUUUUGUGUAGAAGCAAGAUCUUAACUGUCCAAAAAAGUUUCAUUAUGGGACAAAACAUUUUCAUCUAUCAUCAUUGCAAUUUUACAUUAUAAGGUUUCUAAAGCUUUUUAAUGUAUUUUUUUCUGUUUUUAUUAAUAUUGUCAUCUAACGGUAUGUUAUUUCUUUUAUUUCAUACAAAUCCACAAAAAUGAAAAAAAAUUAUAGUUGAAUCAUAUGGAAUUAUUUUAAAAAUCAUUUUUUCGCAGUUUUCUUUUUACUGA